AACCCCCCGCAUUCAAGCCUAUCUCAGUUUAAUGCAAGUUAUGCUCACAAUGCAAAGUUGGGGGUAAUCCCGGAGGUCUCCGAAUCUCCGAUCUUCAACAGUAAGCAAGUAGCUUGGAGUCGGAAGCUUCGCUCCCAGAGUGGGUUAUUUUUACCUCAACAUCAUUAAUGUAGAUGGAUUUAGUCUUUUGGGAAUUAUAUCUGGCAUCAUCUGUCUAAUAUUCUGCCACAUUGCCCAACACGCUGACUUUUAUUAAUCGAGACUGCAAUAAAUCCGAAAGCUACAAUUCAUCAUGGCGAAGCUUGAGAUUCCUAUCAUUGACUUCUCUGGAUUCUACUCAGAAGACCCAGUUGAGAAGAAGAAGGUUGUAGACCAGGUCCGUGAAAGCUGUUUAUACAAUGGAUUUUUCCAGAUCCUGGGACAUUCUGUUCCUGUAGACAAGCAGGCCAAAGCCCUGCAGUGCGCCAAGAAGCUCUUCAACCUCCCUCUGGAGGAAAAAGAGAAGGUUUCCAAGAAUAACAACACUUGGAACCGUGGUUAUGAGAUGCUGAGGUCACAGAUUCUUGAGGAAGGCACGCAGCCAGAACUCAAAGAGGGUUUCUACAUUGGCGAUGAGAUUCCCAAGUCUCACCCCUAUUUUGUCAAUAAGAAGCUCAACAGUGGCCCCAACCAGUGGCCAGAAGCCCUGGGAGACGAUUUGGAGGACUUCAAGUACCAGACCAUGGAUUACUACAGGUCAACACUGAACCUUGCCUCUGAUCUUAUGCGGGUACUAGCACUUUCCCUUGACCUCAAGGAGGACUACUUCAGUGACUUCCUGGAUGGUGCUGUUGCUACCAUGAGGCUCCUGCACUAUCCUUCUCAACCUAAGGAUGCUGACGAGAAGCUUACUCGAGGUAUUGGAGCCCAUACCGAUUUCGGUGCUAUCACAAUGCUUCUUCAAGAUGAUGUCGAUGGCCUUCAAGUCUGGGAUCAGAAGAACAACACCUGGAUUGAUGUCCAGCCAACCAAGGGAGCAUUCGUUGUCAAUCUGGGCAACCUGAUGGCUCGUUGGACAAACGAGAAGUACAAGAGCAACGUCCAUCGCGUCAUCAACAAGACUGGUAAAGAGCGAUACUCCAUCCCAGUCUUUGUAUCUGGCAACCCAGAUUACGUUGUAGACUGUAUCCCAACCUGCAAAUCACCUGGGGAGGAGGCCAAGUUCAAGCCAGCUACUGUCGAGGAGGUCGUGUCAGCAUCUUAUGCGGAGUCAUACGGAAGAGCUCAGUUGUACAAGCAGGGCCUGGAGAAGAAGGCUGAGAGCAAGGUGGAAAGUACGCCUCUUCAGCAGGUCGCAGCUUGAUGUAUCAUUGUAUCUAAGUUCUAUGUGGUGAUACAAGCUCUCAGCCACAGGUCCCAGUAACAUUGUAUCAUUACUACUCGUAUGUCAUUAGAAGUCUUGACUAUUAAAUGAAUGGUUCGUUUAAUAAACCGGUUCCGAUGCACAAUGUCAUAGAUGCAUUGAAAAUAAUGAACCCUAGGCUAAAGAGGGCGCUUACUUG
Molecule: messenger RNA, 1541 nt
Organism: Fusarium odoratissimum NRRL 54006
Lineage: Eukaryota; Fungi; Ascomycota; Sordariomycetes; Hypocreales; Nectriaceae
Exons: 3
Coding region: 293-1342 (349 amino acids)
Molecular function (GO): dioxygenase activity
Source: RefSeq, a predicted model, not a curated record